GAGAGGGCAGGCUCACAUAUAGUUAAGAUGAAUUGCUGUGAACAAUGGAAGCCUAUUGUUGCCAUGUUGGUCAUAAACUUUGCAUUGGCUAUGGUUAAUGUACUUUUGAAGAAGACUUUGGAUCAAGGAUUGAACCAUUUGAUUAUUGUUACUUAUCGACAGUCGAUUUCUGCUGUUUUCUUGGCACCUAUUGCCUUCUUUUGGGAAAGAAAAAGCAGACCGGAGCUCACAUUUCGAAUCAUAUGCCAACUUUUCUUCAGUGCUCUUAUUGGGGUAACAUUCACACAAUACUUAUUUCUUAUUGGACUUCAAUACACCUCUGCGACAUAUUCCUGUGCCUUUAUCAACAUGGUGCCUGUUUUCACCUUCCUAUUGGCUCUACCGUUUGGGCUAGAGAAAGUGAACAUAAAGAGCAAGGGUGGCAUAGCCAAAAUCCUGGGUGCGCUGAUAUGUAUUGCUGGAGCUUUGUCAUUGACAUUGUACAAAGGAAUGCCACUAACAAACCCUAAUUCACAAGACACAACUCAAAUGCAAAACCAUGUCAAUACCAUGACUUCAGCUAAGAAGACAGGGAGGUGGGCAGUUGGUUCAGUGCUUUUGCUGGUAGGCUGCCUCUUGUGGUCUUCAUGGUUCCUCAUACAAGCAAAAAUUGGCAAGAGCUAUCCUUUUCAAUACUCCAGCACCGCUAUCUUGUCGUUUUUCGGUGCCAUUCAGGCAGCCAUCUUGUACCUUAUCACUGAGAGGAACCUCACCAUGUCAAUGUGGGCUAUGAAGGGAAAGUUGGAGAUCUUAAGUGUCACAUAUGCUGGAGCAGUUGGGUCAGGGUUGUGCUACGUAGGGAUGUCAUGGUGUGUGAAGCAAAAGGGUGCGCUAUUCACAGCAGCAUUUACACCCACCAUUCAGAUAUUUGUGGCUAUGGUGGACUUCUCUUUCUUUCAUGAACAAAUUUAUCUUGGAAGUGUGGUGGGAUCUGUCCUGGUCAUAAUUGGCAUGUACAUUUUACUGUGGGGUAAAAGCAAUGAUCCAAAGUUAAUUGUGAUCAAGCAUACACAAGCAGCUGAAGAUGAAGAUGCAGAAUGUGGUCCAAUGCCACAAAACAAAUAACCUUCUGUAAUUUUAUAUUUUUACUUGUUACCAUAGUGAUCAGCUCAAUGUUGGAAGACUAUCACCAAUUCAAAUAAGACAGCAGAAUUUGCAACCUCUAAACUGUCUGGCUUUAAUAUUUUGGUAAUCCAUAAGCUGGAUUGCCCUUUGGUAAAGAAUAAUUUUAGAUAGUGGCGAUUUUAGGAUUAUUAGCACAAGAGCUCAUGGUGUAAAAGUGGAGGCACAGGCACAGGCACAGGCACAGCACGGAGGCAACCCUUAGGCGACACCCGGGGACAAAAGCAAAAACCAAAGGGAUUAAAGUGGCCAAAUUGAAAUUACAAGGACUUUUUUUAUCUUUUUUCUGAUAAAAGUGAUAAAACACAUAAAUCAAAAGUGACUUUUUGCAUUAUUUAUUUAUUUAUUAA
This is a messenger RNA of Prunus persica (peach), 1511 nucleotides long. RefSeq names its product WAT1-related protein At3g30340. Gene Ontology annotation, cellular component: plasma membrane. The transcript has 6 exons. NCBI's taxonomy places the organism in Eukaryota, Viridiplantae, Streptophyta, Magnoliopsida, Rosales, Rosaceae. The record is from RefSeq and is a predicted model, not a curated record. The coding region runs from base 28 to 1104 and encodes 358 amino acids. Gene Ontology annotation, molecular function: transmembrane transporter activity.